This is a messenger RNA of Balaenoptera musculus (blue whale), 7414 nucleotides long. RefSeq names its product synaptojanin 2 (gene SYNJ2). Gene Ontology annotation, biological process: brain development; synaptic vesicle endocytosis; phosphatidylinositol dephosphorylation. The transcript is spliced from 28 exons. The record is from RefSeq and is a predicted model, not a curated record. Lineage: Eukaryota; Metazoa; Chordata; Mammalia; Artiodactyla; Balaenopteridae. Gene Ontology annotation, molecular function: RNA binding; phosphatidylinositol-4,5-bisphosphate 5-phosphatase activity. Gene Ontology annotation, cellular component: presynapse; perinuclear region of cytoplasm. The coding region runs from base 93 to 4676 and encodes 1527 amino acids.
GAGGAGCCUGCGCCGGGCGGCGGCGUGGGCGCGAAGUGAAACUCCUGGAAGUCGCGGGAGCGCGGGGAGCCGCGGCGGCGGGCCGCGCGCCCAUGGCGUUGAGCAAAGGGCUGCGGCUGCUCGGGCGGCUGGAGGCCUCGGGGGAGAGCAGCAUCCUGCUGGAGGCGCGCGGCCGCGGGGACUGCUUGCUCUUCGAGGCCGGCACGGUGGCCACGCUCGCUCCAGAAGAAAAGGAGGUCAUUAAAGGCCAGUAUGGAAAGCUCACUGAUGCUUAUGGUUGCCUGGGGGAGCUCAGGUUGAAGUCUGGUGGCACCUCCCUGAGCUUCCUGGUUUUGGUGACGGGCUGCACAUCUGUGGGCAGAAUUCCAGAGGCCGAAAUCUACAAAAUCACCGCCACCGACUUUUACCCACUUCAGGAAGAGGCCAAGGAGGAGGACCGCCUCACAGCCUUGAGGAAGAGCCUCAACUCAGGGGUCUUCUACUUCUCGUGGCCCAAUGAUGGGUCUUGCUUCGACCUCACUGUCCGGGCACAGAAGCAGGGCGAUGACAGCUCCGAGUGGGGCAACUCCUUCUUCUGGAACCAGCUGUUGCACGUGCCCCUGAGGCAGCACCAGGUGCGCUGCUGUGACUGGCUGCUGAAGGUCAUCUGCGGGGUGGUGGCCGUCCGCACGGUGUACGCCUCUCACAAGCAGGCCAAGGCCUGCCUCAUCUCCCGUAUCAGCUGCGAGCGCGCCGGCGCUCGCUUCCACACCCGAGGCGUGAACGACGACGGCCAUGUGUCCAACUUCGUGGAGACGGAGCAGGCGAUUUACAUGGAUGAUGGAGUGUCGUCUUUUGUUCAGAUCAGAGGCUCCGUUCCGCUGUUUUGGGAGCAGCCAGGGCUUCAGGUGGGUUCCCAUCAUCUGAGACUCAACAGAGGCCUGGAAGCCAACGCCCCUGCUUUCGACAGGCACAUGGUGCUUCUCAAGGAGCAGUAUGGGAAGCAAGUGGUCGUGAACCUGCUGGGGAGCAGAGGCGGAGAGGAGGUGCUCAACAGAGCCUUCAAGAAGCUGCUCUGGGCUUCUUGCCACGCCGGUGACACGCCUAUGAUCAACUUUGACUUCCAUCAGUUUGCCAAAGGCGGGAAGCUAGAGAAAUUGGAGAACCUGCUGAGGCCACAGUUGAAGCUGCACUGGGACGACUUUGAUGUGUUCGCCAGGGGCGAGAAUGUAAGUCCACGUUUUCAGAAAGGCACUUUGCGGAUGAACUGCCUCGACUGCCUGGACCGGACCAACACGGUGCAGAGCUUCAUCGCCCUCGAGGUCCUCCACCUGCAGCUUGAGAGCCUAGGGCUGAAUUCAAAGCCCAUUGCCGACCGAUUCGUGGAGUCCUUCAAAGCCAUGUGGUCUCUGAACGGGCACAGCCUGAGCAAGAUGUUCACGGGCAGCCGGGCCCUGGAAGGGAAGGCCAAGGUGGGGAAGCUGAAGGACGGGGCCCGGUCUGUGUCUCGCACAAUCCAGUCCAACUUCUUCGACGGGGUGAAGCAGGAGACCAUCAAGCUGCUGCUGGUCGGGGACGUCUACACUGAAGAGUCUGCGGACAAAGGAAGGAUGCUGCUGGACAACCAGGCCCUGCUGGCAGUGACUCCCAGGAUCCUGCGAGCCAUGUCGGAGCGCCAGGCGGAGUUCACGAAUUUCAAGCCAGUGCGUGUUACCGUGGGCACCUGGAAUGUGAAUGGCGGGAAGCAGUUCAGGAGCAACCUGCUGGGCACCGCCGAGCUGGCUGGCUGGCUGCUGGAUGCACCCAUGUUUUCCGGAGUCUCUGGAUCCCAGGGACAACAGUGCCCUGGGACAGGACCACAGUCAGACAUGAUCCCGGCAAGGCUGGCCCAGCGCUGUGAAAAGUACCGAGGGACACAAACAAAUGACAGCAGCCCAGCUGACAUAUUUGCCGUGGGGUUUGAAGAGAUGGUGGAACUGAGCGCAGGGAAUAUCGUCAACGCCAGUACCACCAACAGGAAGAUGUGGGGUGAGCAGCUUCAGAAAGCCAUCUCACGCUCUCAUAGGUAUAUUCUCUUGACUUCGGCACAGCUGGUGGGCGUCUGUCUUUAUAUCUUUGUACGUCCGUACCACGUCCCCUUCAUCAGGGACGUGGCGAUCGACACAGUGAAGACGGGCAUGGGGGGAAAGGCGGGGAACAAGGGCGCCGUGGCCAUCCGCUUCCGGUUCCACAGCAGCAGCUUCUGCUUCGUGUGCAGCCACCUGACGGCCGGGCAGUCCCAGGUGAAGGAGAGGAACGAGGACUACAGGGAGAUCACCCAGAGGCUGAGCUUCCCGACGGGAAGAAACAUUUUUUCUCACGAUUAUGUGUUUUGGUGCGGCGAUUUCAACUACCGCAUUGAUCUCACUUACGAGGAAGUCUUCUAUUUUGUGAAACGCCAAGACUGGAAGAAACUCCUGGAAUUUGAUCAGCUACAGCUACAGAAAUCAAGUGGAAAAAUUUUUAAAGACUUUCACGAAGGCACCAUUGACUUUGGACCCACCUACAAGUAUGACGUUGGCUCUGCUGCCUACGACACAAGUGACAAAUGCCGCACCCCGGCCUGGACGGACAGGGUCCUGUGGUGGAGGAAGAGGCAUCCUUUUGACAGAACAGCUGGAGAACUCAACCUUCUAGACAACGAUCUGGACGCUGACACCAAAGUCAGACACGCCUGGUCUCCUGGUGCCCUCAAGUAUUACGGCCGAGCAGAGCUGCAAGCGUCUGACCACAGACCCGUGCUGGCCAUCGUGGAGGUGGAAGUGCAAGAAGUCGAUGUGGGUGCUCGGGACAGGGUGUUCCAGGAAGUGUCCUCUUUCCAGGGCCCCCGGGACGCCACCGUCGUCGUCAACCUUCAGUCGCCAACCUCCGAAGAGAAAAACGAGUUUCCCGAGGACGUGCGCACGGAGCUCAUGCAGACCUUGGGCAGUUACGGGACGAUCCUGCUCGUCAGGAUCAACCAAGGGCAGAUGCUGGUGACUUUUGCAGACAGUCACUCGGCGCUCAGCGUCCUGGAUGUGGACGGAAUGAAGGUGGCCUCUCUGUCCUCACAGGUGAAAGGCAGAGCCGUGAAGAUUAGACCGAAGACCAAGGACUGGCUGAAAGGUUUGCAAGAGGAGAUCAUUGGAAAGCGGGACAGCGUGGCCUCCGUGUCCCCCACCGCCAACUCCUGUCUGCUGGAGGAAAACUUCGACUUCACGAGUCUGGAUUAUGAGUCAGAAGGGGAUAUUCUCGAAGACGACGAAGACUAUUUGGUGGAUGAGCUGAGUCAGCCUGUGUUCUCAGAUAGUGAAGCGGGGGGAGACGAGCUCGCCGAUGCCCCCAGCUCCAUGGCAGUGGCGCCUCCCAGCCGGUCACCGGCACUCACCAAAAAGAAGCAGCAUCCAACCUACAGAGAUGAUGCUGACCUGCUCAACUUAAAGCAGGAGCUGGAAGCAGUUGGGGACUUCCGCCACCGCUCUCCAAGCCGGUCUCUGUCGGUUCCCAACAGGCCUCGGCCGCCUCACCCACCGCAGAGACCCCCCCCUCCAACUGGUUUAAUGGUGAAAAAGUCAGCCUCGGAUGUGUCCAUCUCCUCUGGCACCCACGGGCAGUAUUCGAUUUUGCAGACAGCAAAACUUCUGCCAGGAGCACCUCAGCAAGCACCCAAAGCUAGGACUGGGAUAAGUAAGCCUUAUAACGUCAAGCAGAUCAAAACUACCAACGCUCAGGAGGCGGAAGCAGCGAUCCGAUGUCUCCUGGAAGCCAGAGGAGGCGCCCCAGGAGAAGCCCUAAAUGCCACAGCCUUGAGGGACCAGGGACCUUCCAAACCAGAGCCCACAGCGGGGGUGGCCCCACUCCUGCCCCGUCGGCCCGCACCCAGAGUUCCUGCCAUCAAGAAGCCAGCCUUGAGAAGGACAGGAAAGCCCGCGUCACCGGAAGAACAGUUUGGGCAUCAGGCCGUCCGUUUUACAAUCGGGCCCCCGGAGACGAGCCCUGACACCCCUCCUCUAGCGACAGUCCCUCCCGUUCCCAAACCGAGAACACUUCAGCCCGGGAAAGGUGCCGCCGCCGCCGCCGCCGCCGCCGCCGCCGGGAAGCCAGCGCUGGACGAGGCCCCGACCGCGGCCGCCCCGCCCCCUCCGGAGGCCCCGCCCCUCGUGCCCCAGGUGCCCCCGCGGAGGAAGAAGUCGGCGCCGGCGGCCUUGCACCUGCAGGGGCUGCAGAGCAACUGCCAGCUUCUCCAGGGGCCCCCCUGCAGCAGCCCCAGCAGCGACUGUCCCCCGGCACCCCUGCCUGCUGGGGCCGCGCUCUUCCGCCAGCCGGCUUUCCUUGGCCCUUCAUCACCUGCAAGCCCUGAGGCCAAUGGCACCAAGGACACGAAGUCAGAGGCCGCCCCCCUCCUCGGCGAUUAUCAGGAUUAUCAGGAUCCCUUCUGGAGCCUUCUCCACCACCGUAACCUGUUGAAUACCUCCUGGCUUCCCAAGAGCCCUGACCCCCUGGACUCGGGGAACAGGAACCCCGGAAGGGCACACGCAGCCCCCCAGCAAGUCAGUGCCUCACCUGCCCAGGAGCCGCCACUGGAGCACAGACAAAACGACUUCGGUCCCUGGGUGACAACCAGUGACAAGGACAAGAGGACGGUGCUGCAGGUGUUUGACCCACUGGCGAAAACAUGACUGGGAAACUCCGACAGCAGCUCUCCCACAGGAUGUGUGCCUUCUCCCCCUGGCCUCACCUUAACAGGGGAAAGCCCAUUGGUCUCAACUCCCCAGUUGAAAGAGACAUCUAGUUAAAGGCACACUGAAAAAACAUUGAUACUCUUGUGUAGUUUACAAAAAUUGUGUCUCUUAUUCAGUAAGAUUAUUAUUCAGCCACCAAAAUAUGUUUUAUUCCAGACUUGUGCAUGUUAAGUUUCCUCUCAGGGUGUGAGAAACCUCCGGGUAGAUUCAGUAUACGGAUUUUAGGAAAGAGAAUCUAGCCGAUAAUGCCCAAGAAGUUCCCUCCCAUUGAAUUUUAAACGGUUGUUCAAGUUAUGUUUGUAUGUGGUGAGUUUUUUUUUAAUAUUGUUUGUAUUUUACAGAUUUGGAAUAACUUUUUGGUGACCCACCUGAAGGUUGAUGCAUAAUGUAAGGAUUCCACUAAAAGGUGGUUGGGACCAUUAAGAGCUGUACCUGGCUGUUGACACCAGGUUAAAAAAGAUAUCAGAGUAGGAAGCAGCAAAUAGGUCAACCAAAAGAUUAGACUGUACAUUCCUGGGAGCCCUUGUGUUUAUUUAUGUACAUGUAUAUUAGCCGUGAUUAUGUGUGCGUCCUGGGGGAGAUGGUGUCACUCCCUGCUUUGGUUCCGGAGCAUAUACCAUUAGCUUCACCUGACCUCCAACUGCCUAAGUCUCCUGUACCAUGUCUUGGACUUUGCAUGUCCCGUAAAUUGCUACAGUCCUGAGCUCUGGUGUGCUACCAGUUUUUACACACUCUCUAUUCCCUAUGAAAUAAAACCUCAUGGCUUUCUUUUUCUCCUUAUAUUCCAUAUUCAGAAAAAGCACAAAACGUGAAAAGUACUGAUUUUCAUUAUUAUAAUUUGAAGAAUAUUUGUUUUAGUCUGGUCUACCUAGCUGUGGCUUCAGGAAGGAGAGUACCACAUGUCCCCACAUAUAAGAAACCUCAGGAUAUUCUGAGCUAGCUUAUCUACAUUUUUAUUAGGUUUUUUUUUUUUCCUGUACAUUUCCAACACCACUUCUUACCUAGUCAGUUUUUAAAAAAGACAUCACCAUACUGCUUUACAUUUUUAAAAGAAUGUUAUAAGGCCUAGAACUCAUUUGGAGCAGAUAUCAUAAUUUUGCCGAUAAGAAAGUUACUGGCAAAAUCUCAGUGUGCCACAUACCAUGUUUAGGAGUCUUUCAUGUCAUAGAAUCAUACAGCAAUGGUUCUGUGUUACCCCUAAUGUGACCAGGGAAUUCCUGUACUCAAAGCUAAUGGUUAGGAUGGCAGGCUCCUUUUACUGAUCAGACCUCUGGGAUUUCAGAAUUAACUCUCAUUGCCACUAUCAAGAUACAUUACAGAUUAUACAAAAACAAAACUGUAUCUCAUUUCAUCUGAAUACUAAUAAAAGAAAAAGAUAUUAGUGACCCAUAGAGAGAAAUAGAUAAUACGAGUAGUUAACCAGUAGUAAAAGAUGGUGUUUUUUAGCCUUAGCUGAUUAGGACACCUUCUCUAGCACUUACAUGCUUUAUAUCAUUUUUACCUCUCUGAGAAAUGCAAGAAGUAAACAACGUGAUCCUUGAAAGUGUUAGGAGGAGAAAGGAAGCAAGAUGGGUAAGAGGCUCUGGAAAGGUAAAUCAUUUACCAGGAUUUGUGUCACUUCUAAAGGGCAUGGUUGGGAAUGGAAUCGAAGAUUUCUUAAACACUCUUUUCUCCAUAACCUCUUUUCCUACUAAAAAGGAGGUGAAUUUGAAGGCAUAUCUAUGUAAACAGUGAGUCAGAAAAGCAGGGGGCAAGUAAGCACCACAAAAGUUGCUUCCAGUGCUUAAUUUUCAGGUUUCUUCUUUGUUCCAGAUAGCAAAUAGCCAAUAAAUGGUACAGAGAACAGAAUUUCAUUUAAGAUAGGUGUUCAUCACACAAAUAGUUCUUAAGAAUCUGACAGUAAGUAUUAACACACAGAACUGUAUUGAGGCAGGUCACAGGAAAAAUUACAAGUAGUUUAACAUUAAGAAAUGAAUAUUAUUUGCUCACGGCUGUUCAGAUUUAAUGAAUAACAGACUGGAUUUUGAGUUGAUAAUAUGUAAGGUUCUUGUACUAACGUUCACUUUUUUUUAAAAAAAAAAAAGGACAAUUGGAAUUGCCUUAUUUUUUAAAUCAGUGCUUAACAGUGGGUAUCUUUCCUAGGUUAGCAGUAGAGUUGGUUGAAUAAUCUCGACAAUGAGCAGCUGCCAUCCUGGGGAUUUCAUUCUGUGGUUUUUAUUUUUAAUCUUUCUUUGAUGUUCCCACACCAGCCUUUUUAUUGUGACCUUGCAGUUUAUUUCAUUACUGUUCUGUAAGGUGUUACAGUUCACCACAGUAUUCUAGGCACAGACUUUACAAUUCAGCAUUGUCUCCCUGACCCCAGUUAGAUUCUCUUUUUACAGUAUAAUCUUCCCAGACUUCUUGCCAAUUUAAAAAACUUUGUUCCAGUAAAUUAUUGAAACAAGGACAUCUGCCCAAGAAAGUCCUGUAAAAGUUUAAAGUUGUUGAAGUUCACGACACUUAAAAUUCUCCUGACCUGUGUAUAAGCAAGGUAAUGUAUUAAAACGUUUGCUUUAUAAUGAAGUAAUUCUAUUAGAAAGGACUGCAGAAAUUACUUAUUGGAUCUUACUGGAUGACUAGCAAUGAAUAAAAACCCUAAUGUUUAUUUGAAGUGAUAAUUUGUACUGAAAUUGUAA